AUGUGGUCAUCGUUUUUAAUCAUACCCACACUUUUCAUCGCAAUUCAAGCGGUCACACUGCUGGACUUUUCAAUGGAAAAGCCAAAUGACAAUUUCAUCAUUCAUUCAGUACUAACUGAUGCGUCAACAUCUGAACAGUGGCAUCUGAGUGAAUCAGUGGCUGGUAAGACAACAAUUCGUGGAAAAAUUCAAGUUUCAGGAAACACUCAUAAGUUUGAGGUGUUUUAUCAUAAAGAUCGAGAUGAAAAUAGACUAUUACUCUCAGAUGGUUCGUGUACAAUGAACUCGUAUCUCGGUUCUAGUUGGAGUAACAUGUUACCGGGAGUGGACAAACCAUUGGUCAACAUGAUUAUUAUGCUUGGCCCUUCACUCAUAUUUCGCCUUAAUAACAAUGGUGAAUUCACCUGGAAACAGGAAACUAUUAAAGCCGAGGAAGAAGUCAGAGGAGUAAAAGUCACCAGCUAUUCAACCCUAAUUGGAACAACCUUCAAGCUAAUUAUUAGCUUUAGAUCUGAUCUCAAUUUCUUAGAGGGUCUUAGAGAUCCAAUGAGAAUAAUAUUCGAGGAAACGAAAUCAAGCUCAGUUGUUAUUACAGAGAAAUUCAUUUUGGAUUACUAUUCUUUCAAGCCUACAAACAUUAAUCUUGAUAAAUUGGUGGAAGUAACUCCAGGCUAUGGAUGUGUCCUCUACUUUCAGCCAGGUCGGAAUAUCCCCAUGGUAUCAAGUCCACAAGUUCAUUUGACAUUUAUUGAAACUUAUUCGACCGGUGAAAACCAGGCCAUAUUACAAACUGAAAAAGUUGAGAUUUUCGCCGAUAUUGAAACCAACUACUUGCGUGUUAAUCAAGCUUUUUCUGGCUCAUCUUCCGUUGAAACUGUUUACGAUACUGAUCUAGGAAUUGGAUAUUCCUUUAAUCACUCGAUAUGUGGAAAUAUUUACCUGCCCAAUGAAUGGCCGUUUGCCGUUGAUUAUUGGGAAUCAACCAGACGCUCACAAACAAUUGGUGGACUUGAUUACAGCAAAAUAGUUACAACUUUCUAUUAUGCAACUGAGAGCGAUGAAAAUGGUCACUAUGGAAAACAUUUAGUUCCAACUUCGAUUAUUUCCAAGGGCACUGCACAGAGUAAAUAUAUCAACAACUUUUACCGAAGACGAGAUAUUCAUGAAUUUCAGGACUUUAUUGAGGACUUUCAAUACGAAAGUGCUUUUCAAGUAAACAGUUGUAACAAUGAUUGGGGCCGCAGAAAAUCAAUUACCCUAUUGAUUGGUUCACGAGAUUCGAAUGGCCUUAAGAUUGGUGUACAAAAUGUGUUUAAAUUACGAAAUUCAAUAAGAAAUUUAAUAACAAGCAGUAUGAGACUUUCGCCUUUACGUAUUGUUGACAUUGAUAUAUCGUUUACGAGUGAUAAAGUUCAAGCGGAACUUAGUAUCAUAGAGAAGCCAAGACUCGAAGAAUCAUUUGAAACUUGGGAUCUCAGAGUUGAUGCCAAUUUAUUGAACGAAAAUGGCUUCAGUUUUCAUUUGAACAAUGUUGAAGAGUGUUUAAAAUUUUUGGCCUCCAAUACUGGACUCAAAGCUGUUGCUUAUUGUGGCUCAACAGAGAGAUGUCUUGGUAUUAAGGACAUCAAAACGGUAUCAAAGGCUACAACCAAGGGUGCUACAGAUAACUGCAAAAUUUUCGUGAUAACUUUCGGCAAUCUAAACCACCUAAAUGAACAAAUAGCCCUGAAAGAUAUUGAUGAGACCUUCAAAAAAGUUCUGGUUGGAUCGACCAUUGAACUUUUUGAUAACAAUACAGUUAAACAUGAGCUGAUAAUAAAUGAGAUUCUUGAUACUUCGGAGGAUUCUAAAAGUGCCCUGAGUAGGCAAGCAUUCAGCGUAUCCAAAUUAGGUGCUAAAUUGAAUAUCAAUCAAUCCAAAGGUUUGGUCAAGUCUUUUGAUUACAACUUUGGUCAUUGUUAUCGAUACUGUGAAGAAUCAAAGGAAAUGGAUUGUUCCGUCUUCUCCUAUUGCUACAAUUCAACUAGUGAUUCUUUUGAAUGUUUAGUAGCAUCAGAAUCAAGUGUUACUAAUGGUCAAGAUAAAGGUGAUAAUUUCAUCGUAGAAUCUGGUUGUACAGUUUAUAAACGUAAUUUGUUGCUUGAUUACAAGAAAUUACCUUCAAAAGGUCUCAAUGAUUUGAUUGAUUAUUCUGUUCGAUAUUCAUCAAGUGUUGAGGAUUGUGCAUCAAAAUGUUCGCAAUCAGCUGAUUGUCAUUUGUUUGAAUAUUGUAAUUCGGAAUCACUUUGUUUCCUUCAUGAUAAAAGUAAUCGAAUCAAUAAAUUGGAUCAUCAAACAAACAAUUUAACCAAUUGUAACGUUUAUCUGUUGAAAGCUUCAAAUAAUUUUCGAAUCACCGGAAGCAAAUUAGUUACUGAUGUUAUCCAAACCGAAACUCAUCUAGAUCUUGACCAAUGCUGCAUCGUGUUUCAAGUGGAGGUCACCAAAUUCAAAAUCAUCAUCUAACGAGUGCCGAUCAUUCAAUUUCUGUGCCAAAGGUCAAUCUAAUCUUUGUCAACUUAGCAGGGUAACAGUUCAUGAUGCGAAUGUUCAACUGACCGAUUCAACAACAUGUAUCAAUUACGAAAUGAUAUCACCUAAAGUUGACCUGGAAAAAUCAAAUAACAAACCAAAAGUCUCUGAGUUCGGUGGUGGAUCCAUUGUAAUGUUAAUUGUCUAUAUCGCGAUUGGAUUAGGUUUUGGUACAGUUUCACCGUUUAUUUAUAAAAAGAUAAAAUCAAGAUAUAUGACUAAUGAAUUACCAAUGGAAAGAUUAUCCUAAUUUUUCAACUUUAUCCUAUUUAUAAUAAUAAUCGUUCUUAUUUGAUUUUUCAAUUGCAAUUGUAAUUCAUAUUAAUAACAAUUAAAACUGAGAAAAUACUCCAA
Molecule: messenger RNA, 2925 nt
Organism: Panonychus citri (citrus red mite)
Lineage: Eukaryota; Metazoa; Arthropoda; Arachnida; Trombidiformes; Tetranychidae
Exons: 16
Coding region: 1-2505 (834 amino acids)
Source: RefSeq, a predicted model, not a curated record